Cyclopterus lumpus (lumpfish) is the source of this 1847-nucleotide messenger RNA. RefSeq names its product creatine kinase, brain a (gene ckba). Bases 579 to 1697 code for a protein of 372 amino acids. Lineage: Eukaryota; Metazoa; Chordata; Actinopteri; Perciformes; Cyclopteridae. The record is from RefSeq and is a predicted model, not a curated record. Gene Ontology annotation, biological process: phosphocreatine biosynthetic process. Gene Ontology annotation, molecular function: creatine kinase activity. The transcript has 7 exons.
GGAUCAGCCAUGCCUUUCGGUGACGCGCACAACCAGGUGAAGAUGAAGUUCUCCUCUGAGGAGGAGUACCCGGACCUCAGCAAGCACAACAACCACAUGUCCAAGGUGCUGACGGCCGCGCUGUACGAGCGGCUGCGGAGCAAGCAGACCCCCAGCGGCUUCACCCUGGAUGACAUCAUCCAGACCGGGGUGGACAACCCAGGUACGGACCGGAGCCGCAUGGAGCAGCUCCCUGCACCGUGACCUUGGCAAGGGAUAAACCUUCAUGUGGAGGCAGUCAGUGAGCCCCCCCCAUCUCCCCCAUCUUCAGUGCGCAGCAGCUUUAUAGCAAAUGUUAAAGAUUAGGAGCGUUGCAUAAUGAAUGCAGGCGGCAGCUGAUAAUCUGCUGUUGUAUAACCCACACUGAGGGUAAUCUGUCAGGAGUCAGGUGACCCUGGGCCUGCUGCAGUGUAGGCCUCCUCCUGCUCCUCCUGCUCUUCCUCCUCCUCCUCCUCCUCCUGCUCCUCCUCCUCCUCCUCCUGCUCCUCCUCCUCCUCCUCCUCACCCUGCAGGCUGUGUUUCUGUUUAGUUCUGCGACUAUGGCCAAGAGGCCGUCGGCCGAGGAAGACUUCCCAGAUCUCAGUCAGCACAACAACCACAUGGCCAAGUACUUAACCCCGGCCAUGUACAGGCAGCUGAGGGAGCGGGCGACACCCAAUGGCUUCACCGUAGACGGUGUCAUUCAGACAGGGGUUGACAACCCGGGCCACCCCUUCAUCAUGACCGUGGGCUGCGUGGCAGGAGACGAGGAGACGUACGAGGUCUUCAAGGAGCUGCUGGACCCCGUGAUCGAGGACCGCCACGGAGGCUACAAGCCCUCCGACAAGCACAAGACGGACCUCACCUCCAGCAACCUGAAGGGUGGCGACGACCUCGACCCCGACUACGUCCUGAGCUCCCGAGUCCGAACGGGCCGCAGCGUCCGCGGCUUCUGCCUGCCGCCUCACUGCAGCCGAGGAGAGCGUCGCGCCGUGGAGAAGCUCUCCAUCGAAGCGCUGGCCUCCCUGAGCGGAGACCUGAACGGGAAGUACUACGCCCUGAAGAACAUGACUGACGCCGAGCAGCAGCAGCUCAUCGACGACCACUUCCUGUUCGACAAGCCGGUGUCUCCUCUGCUGCUGUCCUCCGGGAUGGGCCGCGACUGGCCCGACGCCAGGGGCAUCUGGCACAACGACAACAAGACCUUCCUGGUGUGGGUGAACGAGGAGGACCACCUCCGAGUGAUCUCCAUGCAGAAGGGCGGCAACAUGAAGGAAGUGUUCAAUCGCUUCUGCACCGGGCUCACCAAGAUCGAGACCCUGUUCAAGGAGAGGAACCACGCCUUCAUGUGGAACGAGCACCUGGGCUACGUCCUCACCUGCCCCUCCAACCUGGGCACCGGCCUGCGUGCCGGCGUGCACGUGAAGCUGCCCAACAUGAGCAAAAACGCCAAGUUUGAGGAAGUUCUCAAGAAGCUGAGGCUCCAGAAACGUGGAACUGGGGGCGUCGACACGGCCGCUGUGGGCGGAGUCUUUGACAUCUCCAACGCCGACCGGCUGGGCUUCUCCGAGGUGGAGCUGGUGCAGAUGGUGGUGGAUGGAGUCAAGCUGCUGGUGGAGAUGGAGAAGAAGCUGGAGAAGGGCCAGUCCAUCGAUGACAUCAUGCCCGCCCAGAAGUAGACCCCCCCAGACCCCCAGACCCCCCCUCACCCGUCUGAAUGAAUGUCUGACUCUGUCCCUGAAAUGCACUCCGUACCGUUUGGACUUGUUUGUGUAUUUAAGACGAAACUGUUCCUGUGAGGAUGGAAAUAAAAUACAAAGAAAAGUUUG